AUGACAAGAGCAGCGAGACGGCUAGGACUUCGGGUCGUUCAGAUUAAUCUGAAUCACUGCGAGGCGGCCACGGAGGAUUUGAUGCUGCUCAUGACUGAAGAGAAUGUGGACGUAGCUCUGGUCCAAGAGCCUUGGCUUGCAAAGGACAGGGUUCGAGGACUGAGGACUAAAGAGUAUAUCCUGUUACAUUCUCAAACUGCAGGUAAGAAAAGAACGUGUAUAGUGGCAAAAAGAUCCCUAAAACUUACACUACUAACACAAUAUAGCACAAAUGACCUGACCGUGGCAACCUGCGAGAGCCAGGGGAACACAAAGCUUCUUUUGGCUUCCGCAUACAUGCCAUACGAUGAAGCUGAAUUACCACCGGAGGCCGUCCAAAACCUGGUACUUGAAGCCAGGAAGCAGGGCAGACAACUGGUGAUAGGAUGCGAUGCCAACGGACAUCAUAUCCAAUGGGGAAGCAAGGGCAUAAAUGAGAGAGGUAAGUCAAUAAUGGAUUUUAUUCUCACAAAUAACCUGACCAUUUGCAAUAGAGGCAAUAUACCGACUUUUGUGAACAAGGUUAGAGAAGAGGUGAUAGAUCUGACCUUGACCACAGGCGACGAGGGGUUGAUAGUUGAGGACUGGAGGGUCUCCUUAAAACGAUCCUUCUCAGAUCAUAGGAGAAUCCUGUUUAGUAUAAACCGCGCGGUCCCAAUUAGGAAGCCUUUUAGGAAUCCCAAAAGAACGAAUUGGGAAAUGUUUAGUAAACUCGUGGAGGAGUAUGUGGAUGGGGGACCAAGGGUCCAAAUGUCAGAGUACCCAUCAAUCGAGGGAAUAGAGAUUUUAGUUAGUGAAUUAAGUGGAGUUUAG
Temnothorax curvispinosus is the source of this 852-nucleotide messenger RNA. RefSeq lists its product as uncharacterized. The coding region runs from base 1 to 852 and encodes 283 amino acids. The transcript has a single exon. Lineage: Eukaryota; Metazoa; Arthropoda; Insecta; Hymenoptera; Formicidae. The record is from RefSeq and is a predicted model, not a curated record. Gene Ontology annotation, molecular function: catalytic activity.